GAUCCUAGGUCGACGCUCAACCACUGAGCCACGCCCGGGUGAGCUAAAUUUUUUAGUUUAAAAGAGCACAGAUUGUAAGUAUACAAGUCGGUGAACUAUCACAAAUGAUAAAAUUAUUUGAUAAUUUAAAAAAAUAGUUAUUUUUACUGUUUGGAAUUGUAGGGUAAACAAUUUAGGUAAAUUUUAAACAAAAAUAGUAAUUUCAUGUAAAAAGUAUCUGGGAUUUAAAAAUUGUCAACAAGUAUCUCAAAGUCAUUACUGAAAUAUAGUUUUUGGUUCAUAGUUUGAAAAUGUUAUCCUUGACUUCUGGUAUUAAAUUUUUUUACAUUGUUCAAGUAAUCCUGAAUUUUUGCUCAUGGGAAGAGAAAAAUACUACUAAAAUAUAUACAGAGAGGUGAAAAUCAUCAUCCUAUACACACCUACCAAGUCUUCCUCUAGAGCUACCACUUCCAGUUUAGUAUAUAACUUCCCACAUCUUUCUCCAUGCGUACACCUUUACAACAAUUUUACUUAUUUUUAACAUAAAUGAGGGGUCUGUUUUACAGUGUGUUCCAUGGCUCACCAUUUCACACUGUCUUGGAAAGCUUUAUGUCAUUACAUUAUAGACAGACUUCAUUCUUUUUUACUGCUGUAAUUUCUUUAAAGGUCCCCUAAUGAUGGAUACUUGUUUCCAGUUUUUUGCUUUUAUAAAAAAUUUCUACAGUGAGUAUUCUUGAACAUAUUUUUGUUAACUCGUCAAUAAUAGUUCAGUAAGGGUUUCUUAUUGACUAGUACUUUCUCUGUACUCUAGACAUUACUGUGUUAAUUAUAUGUGGCAGAUACUUUCUCUCUGUGCAUUUAUCUUGGUGGUUUUUGCCAUAUAAAUGUUUUAAGUAAUUAUGUAGUUUGUUAACCUUUUGUUACUUGUUUCAUGGAUUCUGAAUUUCUGAAUUAUUUAUAUUCAUUUCCAGAGAUAUUUUCACUUCAAUUUUUAACUGUCAUUGUAAAACACUUUUUUUUGUAGAACUGUGUAAAUGAUGGCAAAAUGUAUUCGUAUGUGAUACAUUCUGAUGACAUGUAGUAAUCACAUAAGGAACAGUGACAAUUUUGAUGAUCAAUUUCAGAGUUAUAAAAUAAAUGUAAUAAAAUCUGGAAAAGCAUUUUGGGUUUUGUGUUAUUUAUGGAAUCACUAUAGGUAGUUUUUACUAUUAAUUCAUUUUUUACAAGUAAUAUGCUAAGCACUGAAUGAUGGCAGUAGUAUACAAGUAAGUAAUCCCUUUCAUUGUGAGUACUUUACACAUGAUGGCUUCCCCAGUUACCAGAAAUUUCUCCAUCUCCAUGUAGCUGCUGCUAGGAGUGGCCCUCCACUUAUUUUGCUGCUAUCCAGUGCUGGAUUACCCAACAAAUAUACUAAGCCCUUAGCAAAGCAAGGUUCAAAAGUAAAAAAAAAUCAGCCUUAUCCACAAUUUUGCAAUUUAAAAUUUUUAAAGUUUUUUUUAUUUUGUGCAUGUGUAUGCAUGUGCAUAGUGUUGCAUACUAUACAGACGUAGGGAGAGGAAUCAGAAUACAAGCGUAUUCAAGUAUUUGGAGCCUCCAACUUGGCUCUGUGGCUAAUUACUCCACCUUUUUAUCUUGAUACCCCACAACUUGGGUUCUUGAAACUUGGGCUGAUUUUGUCCUACCUCCAGUAAUUUCCUGUGGAAGUAGCUGAUAAUUUUUCUGCUGCUUCCCUGUAACAGGAGGGAAUACCCUUAUAGGAGGUGCCAUGAAGCCAGUAUCUCAUAGACCCUAUCAUCAGCUGCCUUCUACUCUCUACCCUCUCUUCGAACCUGAUUGGCACGGAUUGAAAAAUUAAAACUUUGCUGUUUCUCUUCCUCCCCUUGUCGGUAGGGGAGAUUUGUAGAAGAGAGUAAUACUUUCUUACAUCUUAGAGUAAUAUCUCAUUGGGGACAAAUGGCAAGGGAAAAGAAAGAUUUUUCGUUUCUGAAAGGACUAGAACAUUUACAGCUCAGCAAAUUUGCACAAGUUUUGUAAUGAUUAAGCUAUAUUAUAUAUUAACUAGAUUUCUGAGUGCAUUUGCUAACUUAACCACCACAUAUACCUACUUAUAACUUGAAAUUUGCCUUUAAAGUUACAAAAGCACAAGGCACUGUAGUGCUUGUAACACUCUUCCAUAUUAUUGUAGGUGACUAAAUGACCAUGGAAUCUGGAGCAGAGAACCAGCAGAGUGGAGAUGCAGCUGUAACAGAAGCUGAAAACCAGCAAAUGACAGUUCAAUCCCAGCCACAGAUUGCCACAUUAGCCCAGGUAUCUAUGCCAGCAGCUCAUGCAACAUCAUCUGCUCCCACCGUAACAUUAGUACAGCUGCCCAAUGGGCAGACAGUUCAAGUCCAUGGAGUUAUUCAGGCGGCCCAGCCAUCAGUUAUUCAGUCUCCACAAGUCCAGACAGUUCAGUCUUCCUGUAAGGACUUAAAAAGACUUUUCUCCGGAACUCAGAUUUCAACUAUUGCAGAAAGUGAAGAUUCACAAGAGUCAGUGGAUAGUGUAACUGAUUCCCAAAAACGAAGAGAAAUUCUUUCAAGGAGGCCUUCCUACAGGAAAAUUUUGAAUGACUUAUCUUCUGAUGCACCAGGAGUGCCAAGAAUUGAAGAAGAGAAGUCUGAAGAGGAGACUUCAGCACCUGCCAUCACCACUGUAACGGUGCCAACUCCAAUUUACCAAACUAGCAGUGGACAGUAUAUUGCCAUUACCCAGGGAGGAGCAAUACAACUGGCUAACAAUGGUACAGAUGGGGUACAGGGCCUGCAAACAUUAACCAUGACCAAUGCAGCUGCCACUCAACCGGGUACUACCAUUCUACAGUACGCACAGACCACUGAUGGCCAGCAGAUCUUAGUACCCAGCAACCAAGUUGUUGUUCAAGCUGCCUCUGGAGAUGUACAAACAUACCAGAUUCGCACAGCACCCACUAGCACCAUUGCCCCUGGAGUAGUUAUGGCAUCCUCCCCAGCGCUUCCUACACAGCCCGCUGAAGAAGCCGCACGGAAGAGAGAGGUUCGCCUAAUGAAGAACAGGGAAGCAGCACGAGAGUGUCGUAGAAAGAAGAAAGAAUAUGUGAAAUGUUUAGAAAACAGAGUGGCAGUGCUUGAAAACCAAAACAAGACACUGAUUGAGGAGCUAAAAGCACUUAAGGACCUUUACUGCCACAAAUCAGAUUAAUUUGGGAUUUAAAUAUCACCUGUUACGGUGGACAAAGAACUGGCUUGGCCACAACCAGAAAGACAAAAUAAACAUUUUAUUUUCUAAACAUUUCUUUUUUUCUAUGCGCAAAACUGCCUGAAAGCAACUACAGAAUUUCAUUCAUUUGUGCUUUUGCAUUAAACUGUGAAUGUUCCUACACCUGCCUCCUCUUCUCCCCUCAAGAAAUUUUCAGCACCAGGAAUCAUGAAGAGACUUCUGCAUUUCAUCCCCCACCCUCCUCAAGAAGUAAUUGGUUUACUUGUAAAUUGACGGGGGAAAUGAGGAAAAGAAAUUUUUUUUUAAUGAUUUCAAGGUUUGUGCUGAGCGCCUUGAUUGCCUUAGGGACAGAAUUACCCCAGCCUCUUGAGCUGAAGUAAUGUGUGGGCCGCAUGCAUAAAGUAAGUAAGGUGCAAUGAAGAAGUGUGAUUGCCAAAUUGACGUGUUUCCACAUUUUCAUUGUGAAUUAUGUAAAAUCGUUAAAAGACAUACCCCCUAAAGAAUUUUAGUAUGGUGUUGAAGAAAGUAAGAAUGAAUUUGGAGUGCUUUCUAUGUACAUUCUCUUCAAUACUGAAAACUUGUCCUUGAUUCUUAAAAACAUUCUGUAUUAACUGCAGCUCUUCCAUAGGGCAGUUGUUGCUUCUUAAUUCAGUUAUGUAUGUGUUCAACAUUUUGAAUACAUUAAAAGAAGUAACCAACUGAAUGAAAAAAGCAUGGUAUUUUAAUUUUAAAUUAAACUGAAGUAAAUAUAAGUACAAAGUUUGUUUUAGUUAGUACUAAAUUCUUAGUGAAAAAAUGCUCUACUCAAACCAGCCCUCUGAGUUAUAUAACAAGGUUUUUAAAUAAAUGUUUUUGUCAUCGCCUUCAAAAAUAUUUAUAUUGUCACUCAUUUACUUAAAAAAUGUUUCCCAAUUAAACUGUUCCCAUUUGCACUUACAUUAUACCACCAACAGGAAAGCCUUCAAGAUGUUAAGCAGAGUGGUAUGUUUAUAAAAUGUUGUGUUGUAGAAAAAUACUUAUUUUAAAUCUUUUCCAUAUUAACAUACUUUAACAGAGUAUCUGUAGUGAACUUUUUAAUGAAGUUGUAAGGAUAUAGCUCUGAAAAGUACACUAUUAGAUAUGACAAGGAAAGUAAUUUUCUUCAGACAUGUUCGAAUGACUGCUGUACUACAGUAUUUGGAUUAUCGUUCUUGCAAACAUUUGUUUUCUUCUAAAAAGGAUAAUUAUGCUUCAGGUUUCCAAUAUGCUAUAUAGUCUUUGUCAUUCUAUAAAGGAGAUACCUUUUUUACUCCUGACUGUAACAGUCUGUGUUGGUAUGUAUCAUACAUUGUUUCCAAUACUACUUUUUAGUACUCAUUUUAUUCACUAAACCUGAUAAAUCUAAAAGUUAUCCUUUAAAAGAUAAAACUAAAGGAAAAAUAAGUCUACGGUGGAUUUUAAGAAUUGGAGACUGACAUAAUGUUAGCUAUAAUUUCUCAUUUGAGAAGGUUAUUUCUUUUAGAAGAGAGUCUAGAAAAUUAAUGUUUUAUAUUUAGUCAUGGGUUAUUUUUUUAAAGUUUACUUUGUUAAUGUGUUAAAAUAUGCAGAUGGGUGUUAAUUACUAGGUCCAUUUUGAAAAGUAAGAUUUUAAAUUAAUAUUUUUAAAUGGUAUAUUUUUGUUUGUAACAAACCAUUGUCUUUUUUCAAGGAUGAACAGAGUUUAUGAAGGAGCAUCAUUCUAGGAAUUGAGUGAUGUAGUAUAUUUGGACAAUACACCAGAUUCUCAAGAAGGCUUUCAAACGACUGUAAUGGUUGAUGUUUAUCCUGCUGAGCUAAUGGGGAAAGUUAUAGUGUAAAAAUUAUUUGUAUAUCAGCAUAGAGAUGUCAUUUUCCAAAACUGGUUUAACAGAAACCAAGCAAAAUCACAAAUCUGUUCACCAACUAGAAUUCUUUCAUAAUGAAUCAAAAUGUCAAAGUGAACAUUUUGAAUGUUAUAAGCUUUAUAAAUGAAAAUUGUCUAGAUUUAGCAAGUUGUAAACUGAAGUUAUAUGUUUUUCAAAAGUUGGAGCUUUCUGUUUAAUUAGAAAUUUGGUGGUCCCCAUAGUCCCUGAUAAAUCAAGGCAGUCAUUUCCAUAGUAGCUGGUUGGAUUUGUAAGUUAUAAAGACGGUCCUUUGUACUUUGAGGAUGGUUGCACUGGUUUGAAGUCAGUUACUUAAUGCUGAGGUAACAUGUAUUCUGUUGCUAAAUCUGUUGUAGACCCUUGGAGAGACUUGAAUAUUUCAGUUUAUACAGAUAGAAAUUAAGCAUCUUUUGAGCAGACUUUGUUGUUUUUUUACAAGAAUUGGGGGAAAGGUGUUAGUUUUUAAGCAUGCAACUUUGAGAUUUUUUAUUAAGAAAAUGACAUAAUUAAAAAAACACCUGUAGCCAAGAACAUAUGUGGCCAUGUUACCGGUAAUAAUUGUUUUUUUUCUCUUCGUAUUGGCCAAAAGGGAAUGAAAAUGUCAUCAUAGGAAUCUGUACAUAUGCUACUGAUUUGUCUAGAAAAUAGUUUGUUAUCACUUUGCAAACAUAGGGCCAUGUGGCACUUUUAUCUAUAGGACAGAUUAAUAAAAAUGAAGUGGGAGGGGGUUUAUUUUUGAUAUUACUCUUAUUAAUUUUCAAGUUUUGAUAGUGUUUAACUGAAAAGUGGUUUAGAAAGGGCUAGAUCCAAUGUGUUCACAUUAAAAAAUUGAUAUCAGAUGUAAUUCUAAGUUCAUUCUUUUUCAAACUCAAGUACCAUAUUGGCAACCAUAAUAUUGUCAUAGGUGCUCUGUUCUUUAGAUAUUCUUGGGGAGGGGGGGUGGCAUUUGUAUAAUAUAUGUGUACAUAUAUAUAUAUACAUACAGUAUAUAAUCUGAAGCUCUGAGAGCUCUUAAGUCAGGAAUGCUGAGUAUUAUAGUAUAUUGAGGUCAGAUGAAAUUUUACAUUUUUGCGUGUUCUAUUGCAUAUCUUUUGGUAGUUUCUUGGACUGCAUUACUCCAGCACUCAUGAUUGAUUUUUGUUUUUAAUUUUCUUCCAAGUGUUUUUUGUUUUGUUUUGUUAGUUUUCUUUGGCUUGAUACUUUUAAAUAUGUUACUAGUCACUUGAAAACUCCCCUCCACCCCCCAAAGUAUUUGGUUUUUAUGCUUUGUCUCUGGCAGCUAUAACAGUGGUAAGAACAUUUUAAAGAUAACUUUUAAGAGGUACCACUGGUAUUUCAGAAAUCAUCCUGGGGGAGGAAUUUCGGUAUUUUCAUUUGAGCAGGGAUUUUGUCAGAAAAUGUGUUUUGAUGGUAGGUCAGCAGCAGUGCUAGUAUCUGAAAGCACAAUACCAGCCAGACAGGCUGUCCAAUCAGAAGUCAUCUGGCUGAAGUUUAUCUCUGUCUCUCAGGCCUAAUCCCUACUAUCAUUUUGACCAUUUGGGUGACAUGUGGAAUCAUACAAAGGCUUAGGAAGAAACAAGUUUGUUUAAACCAGGAUGCUUUUACUUACUUGAAGUGACUUCAAUCUAGAUUUCUCCUUUUUAUUUUUAAUAUAUUUUAAAUUCUGUGAUCAGCUACAGUCAGCAUAAAUUCGUCUCUAUUUUGAAGAUCAAAAAGGCUGCUUCAUUUUGCAGGAUUAAAUAAAGUUUAUAUCUUAAAGUUAAGAUUUUGAAUUAAAGUGCGUUUUAGAAACAGUGGUUAUAUACCUUUUCAGUUAUUUUCAAGGGGCUUUAUUUUAUUGCCUUUGUAGCCCUGAAAACUGGUGGUAUAUUGUUUCCCAUGACUUAAUACAAAAGUUGUAUAUUUGUCUGGAUUGUAUUUACAUUAUAUUGUUUGUAAAUGUUUGGUGUAACUUGCACUUUUAAAAAUGACCCAGUUUGGUGUUAGCAACUUGAGAAAUUCCCGCAUCAAUUAAUUGUCAACAGGCUUUUUAUGUCUUUCUCCUUUCUUCAAAUAAUGGGACUUCUUUUAAAUGAAACUUUUCAUUGAUUGAAAUAUUUUAGCCCCUAAAGGAUAGCCUUGUAAUUGUAAAAGAAAAACAUUAAGAAAUUAAAUUUGACCAGCCCUGUUAGAAGAUGGGCUGGACCCUUAUUCUUUUUCAUCAUGAAUAGAGAUAGACAGAAAAGCAACUCAAGUGAGAAUUUCCAGCUUUGAAGGAUACUUGUCCUCACCUCGACAUUAAUACUGUCUAUAGGAUUCCGAUGUCCAUGGAUAUGUCCAGAAUGGUAAGAGAAUUUUCAAGGCAAUUAAUUAUUGUCAUAGUGGAGACCACAUGUAUUCAUUUGACUAAAUUUAUUUCACUUAAAAUUGGCCUUGUUAACAUCAAAGAGAUGCUGCCUAAAUUUGACUGAUUUAGAUGAGGGAGAAAGUGAAGUGUGCUUUAGUAAGCCUGUAGGUGAAGAGUUGUGGGGUAAAUUUGCUCACUCAGUUGUACAAAGCACAACUAGAACUUUGAGUGGCUUACCUACAUCUUGAAUAUUUUUAAUGUUGAUGUGUUGACUUUUUUAAGUUGACUGCACAGUCACUGUAUGUACUAGGAACUGGUUUCCUUGACUUUCUAGAAUCAAUGGUGAAGAGAGGCACUAAUCCCUGCGGGAUUGAACAUGUCCUGAAGCUGAGUCAGUAUGGAAGAAUUUCAAAUAAAUCAAACAGGGUGCUGAAGUUCCAUCUGUCUCAUGCUUAGGACAAGUUCUUACUGAUUAGUGAAUGUAGCUUAAGCCUUUGUAUGUGUCCUCAGGGGCAGACAGACUUCAAGAGGGACCAGAUAACGAUUGAAUGGAGGGAUUAUAUUUCAGGUGUUUUAGCUUGAAAUUUAUUUUUUAAAAAAAUUAAAAUAUUAAAAAAAAAAUAGAACAAAGCCUGUGAAGCAAAAUUGAUGUAAAACAGGCAGAGUUGUUUAGCACAGAGAGAAAAUAUUGACCUGUCUGCAUUCUGGUACUGUGGGUGCAGGUCCUAGCUUGGUAUAACAUGAUACAUUUUUAAUUCUCACCAGCAAGAAAAAGGAAAAUGUACAAUCUUCAGGAAAUGUGUUUGAAAAGGGUCAAAUAGUAGGAAAUUCAAAUGUUACCUACUUUAUACAGGCAUUAUUUAAUCCUUUCUACAGAAGUAUAGCAUUUCCAAGCUUCUGUCUUGAGAAACAUCUCAGAGCUGUGACAGUAAGUCUGAGAUAGUUGAAAAAUUGGUAGGGAAGGAAGAAAAUCCCUGUAGAUUGAUCUUACGUUAGUUGGCCAAGUGAUACAAUCUAGCAUUGUGUUUGGGAGGUUUUAUUUUCUUAUGUUUUUAAAAUUGAAUUGGUAAAUGCUUUAUAGACAUAAUUUUAUCCAGAUGCCACUCCAAUUUGUGUGUGUAAUAAAAUUAUAUUAAAAGUGGGAAAUAAUUUGUCAACAUAUUUCUGUGAUUAUUGAUUUAUUGGGGGUGGCAAAGAAGAGUGCUAGUUAGCAGUUUUCCAUGUCAAGUUGUCUCUGACUAAUGUGUCCACGUCAGUUGUCAUCCCCACCCCAAAAAGGAAUGCGUAACCUAGAUGUAUCACUUGAAACUUUUUAGAAACAAUAAUCAGGGAAGUUCCUAGAGAGAAAGGUGUUUGUUUUUUUUUUUUUUGGUUUUCCCUUGAGGAUUGGGGUAACAAAUACCUCCCCCCAAAAUUAUCAGCACAAAACAGGGUAUUGAUUUUCAACUCUGAUGUUGCUACUGGAGUUGAAUACUAAAUAAAGAACUAUAAUGAGGAAAAUGCAUUUCUAGUACAGUUUCCUACAUUCUAGAAACAUCCCUGUUUUAAUUUUUUUACAUAAAUCUUUUUGUGCUUUAUCUGUGUAAAGAAAAAAUGUACUGAGUUAUAAAGCAUUGUAUUAACACUAUGUACAUAUUAGCUGCUUUGUGUUCCGAAUGGUAGCAUUGCUUUGUAUAUUAAAGUGAUCCUUGUGAAUUUGUGAAAUAUUGUCAUAAAGUGCUUUUUCUUACUGUAAUCUUUGUGGUAAAAACUGUCAUAAUGCCCUUUUACACACAUUUAUGUGCAGUCACAUAAACAUGCUUUUAAAAACUCUAAGUCUCUUUUUUUGGGAUGGGACCUUUGUAUCUUGGUUUUUGCUAGUAGUGUUAAAUCUUUUUUUUCCCUUUGACUUAGGUUUAUUGCUUUUGUUAAAUGAGCAAAAGUUACGCUGGAAUAUAUCAUAGGCUUGUGUUGCACAGCAACAGAAAACUAAUUCAAGCAACAAAAACAUAUCUUCAGUUAGUUUCACUGUCUUCCUAAUUUUUAGCACAAGAUCUUUUUGUUCAGUAAGAUUGAACAGUGCCUAUUUGGAGAUGUCACUGAGACAACUAAGGGGAGACAUAUGACUAGCUGUCUCAAUGUCAUAAAAUUCAUGUUUGUAUUGGAACAGUAAGAAUUGAUUUCUCAGGUCCCCUUAUAAUCUGAAGCUCUGUGAUCAUAUAAAAGGAGGGAGUGUGGUUAAUCUGCUCUUUGCUUAAAGCAUAAGAAUAAAAGACUCAUACUAUUGA
Molecule: messenger RNA, 9689 nt
Organism: Miniopterus natalensis
Lineage: Eukaryota; Metazoa; Chordata; Mammalia; Chiroptera; Miniopteridae
Gene: CREB1
Product: cAMP responsive element binding protein 1
Biological process (GO): regulation of transcription by RNA polymerase II
Cellular component (GO): nucleus; ATF4-CREB1 transcription factor complex
Molecular function (GO): protein binding; cAMP response element binding; DNA-binding transcription factor activity, RNA polymerase II-specific
Source: RefSeq, a predicted model, not a curated record